AUGCCGCUAGUGCCGCAGGACGUAAGAGGAGUGAGUACCCGUUCAAUGUCAGAAGCGCAGCGUGUGAGGGAAGAGGGUGCUGCAGCUCGAACCAGCGAUGCAGAAGCCAAGCCUGUGCAGGUGGAUCUUCUGCUACAGCUGCAGCAAAUGAUGGCAGAGCAAGCGCGCCGCCAAGAAGAGCAAGCGCGCCGCCAAGAAGAGCAAGCGCGCCGCCAAGAAGAGCAAGCGCGCCGUCAGGCAGAACAGCUGCGGGAGCUUAAAGAAGAGCAAGCGCGCCGCCAAGAAGAGCAAGCGCGCCGCCAAGAAGAGCAAGCGCGCCGCCAAGAAGAGCAAGCGCGCCGCCAAGAAGAGCAAGCACGCUGUCAGGCAGAACAGCUUCGGGAGCUGAAAGAAGAUCAAGCUCGUCGCCAAGAGGAUCAAGCUCGCCGCCAAGAGGAGCAAGCGCGUCGCUUGGAAGAGAUGCAUAAGGAUUUUACGAAGGGACUGCAAAAGGCUGUCGAACGGGUACAAGAAGUGGAGGAAGGGUUAGGCAAGUUGGAACAUCGCGUCAUGGCGAUAGAGGAGAGAGUGGAAGAGAUCUCCAAAAUCAAGCAGGAAGUGGCAAGCCCAAGCCCUUUGAAGAGCCGAAGCCGUCUUGCAGCCGUUUUUGACACCCCAAAUGUGGCCUCUAGCGCAACGAAAGGCCUCAAGAUUCCCCAUUACGACGGAACAACAUCCUGGACCGCGUUCAAGCUACAGUUUGAGACACUUAUGGAGGCUUAUGGUUGGACUCAGAAGGAAGCACAGUCAGCCCUCACCCUGGCCCUCCGUGAUCAAGCGCUUUCAGUGCUGGAAGCUAUCGGCGCAAGUGGGGAUCUCAGCUUUAGUGCCCUCCUCGACGCACUGGAGGCACGUUUUGGAGACAGCCACCUCGAGCACGUGUACAGAGCGCAAUUAAAAGAGCGUACUCAGCGUGCUAAUGAGAGUCUACAGCAAUGGUCCGUGGAAAUCGAGAAACUUGUGCGUCGAGCUUUCCUGUCGACUCCGUCAAUGAUUGAAGGCACGCUUCUCCAAGCAUUCAUUGACGGUGUUCGGGACCCCGAAGUACGAGCUGCUGUUCAUCUGGGCCAUCACAAGAACAUGAAAGAAGCUCUGGCCCAUGCAUUGGAAGUGGAAGCCGUGCGUGGUAACUCCCGUACCUUACGUCUGCGGGAAAUGACGACAACGGAGCAGGUACCUCCACGCCGUCGGAACUUCAUGUGCUAUGGAUGCGGAGAGCGUGGGCACAUGCGGAGCGACUGCCCGAAGAAGGCGGACCGCCAGGACGCGGCGGUCUCAACUUCUGACCAGCAGGAAAACUAA
This is a messenger RNA of Spodoptera exigua (beet armyworm), 1341 nucleotides long. Lineage: Eukaryota; Metazoa; Arthropoda; Insecta; Lepidoptera; Noctuidae. The record is from the annotation of a GenBank genome assembly.